AUGGAUCCCACCCAGCCUUCCGGGAACAAUGGUCACCAUGGGCGACCUGUCAGUCAACCCGGUUCUCCGCAAACGGUGGGUCCGAGCACUGCCAACGCACCGCCCGGCCCCGUGGCUGGUUCUGCGGGACAACCACCAUCUCCCGAUGGUGGCCCCGCACGAAAUACCGUGCCCAAUCCGACGGGAGCUCCGCAAGCAGCUCCCCCCUCCUCCCCACACACUCAGCCCCGGAAUGCGGAAGGCCCGCGCGUACUAUCGCGCGCCGGAUCCACGCACUCUGCUCCAGGAGUGCUCCCUCCACACGGCAAGCCUGCGCAUGCCCCUACUACGGACGCACCGCGUCCACGGUCGACUAGCGACCUUACUACUCCCGACCUGAAUCAGAUCGGCAGUGAAUGGGCUGGCAUGCGUAGCCAAUCGCAACGGCUGGAAACCAUCCAGCCAGCACCAGCUCUAAGAAUCAUGGGAUUCUUACGCGAUUCCGCGGAACGCUACAAAGCGUUAAGAGAACAGGUAACGCUCGCUGAGACCGAGGUCAAUGACCAGCUCGCCGCGUUCGAGCGAGAAAUGCGAGAGUUGGCCCAGCAGGGCACGGACCCCACCAUAGGUCCCGAGAAUAACGUCGAGGACGUUAUUGAUGCCACGCAAGUGGAGGCGCAACUGGCUGCACCUCCUAGUCCGUCACCAAGUGAGGUGCUUCGCCAGCAAAUGGAGGCUGAUCGCCUCGAAAGGCUCCGGAGAGCGGGAUUGGGGGACACUGGACCAAUAGCAGGUCCGUCUCGACUACUGCCCUCCUCGCCGUUAGCGGCUCCGGCACCCAUUCGAGCUGCACCCCCACGACGAAGCGUGGCUUUCGGGGCCUUUGAGCCCUCGGAUAUCACGGCACCGCCAGGCUGGGACCAUUACGAGUCCGCGUCGCAAGCUCCUCGGGGUGACCGAAUCCCGGUCACUUCGACGGCACCUCCGCACCAGUUUGUGCUCCGACCCAGGAGGUCCUUAGCUCCAGGAGCUUCCGCGCAUCACGGACUUAGUACUGUCCCCGAGCACGAGCUCGAUGGAUCAAAUGAGCUCGCAUACACGGGCCCUAGCUAUGGGCCCCGGGACGCUCGUGAGGUCCAAAGGCUAAUGGGCAUGAUCGACCAAAUGGUCGGGGAGGAACCGACCUCCAGUCCGCCGGCAUACCUGAAGGUCACUAAGAUGACCCUCCCGAAGCCGUAUUUGGGCAAGGACGAUCUCGACGCUUUUGAGAUGUGGCUCCACAACCUCCUCGA
Trametes versicolor FP-101664 SS1 is the source of this 1271-nucleotide messenger RNA. RefSeq lists its product as uncharacterized. The transcript has a single exon. The annotation marks the transcript as partial. NCBI's taxonomy places the organism in Eukaryota, Fungi, Basidiomycota, Agaricomycetes, Polyporales, Polyporaceae. The record is from RefSeq and is a predicted model, not a curated record.